AUGGGUUACUCGGUCCCCGAACAGAAGAAGCAGCUCCUCAACAAGGGCAUUUUGGAAAAUCCCUUGAUCGCCCCUGAUCUCCCCACCGGUGCUGCCGAAGCUGCCAGCAAGAUCUCCUUCACUGGGAGCGACUUACCCAGCAUCCCUAUCAAUUGGCGCUUUGCCGAGAGCGUAUCUGCCCUCAAGGCUUACGAGGCUACCCUCGUCAAUGUGCUGCUCAAGAGAAAAUACGGCCUUGAGCCCGUGUCAAUGACUAUCGAGACUGACCAUGCUCAGCUCUUCAUCAUGUCGUCGUUGCUCUGGACGAUUGAUCCCGCAGGAGAGAAUCUCUCUGCUAUGUCCAACCUGACGAGUCCCAAGGGUCGGGCAAAGCUCUCGAGAUAUUUUCCCGACUGGGAUAUUCACCGCUCCAAGUCAAGCAUAUAUAGAAUGGCUGCUACCAACAUAUAUAAGACUCUUGACGGGAGGUUCUUCCGUCUUCACGGCUCAAUGAACCCUGAUCGCACGCUUGACAGCAUUGACAUGCCCCAUGACAUGGAAUUUGAGUCUAUGCCAGAGGCUUCCGCCGCCAUCGGUGAGGCGGUGGGCAAGCUGACGGCCGACAAGUUGCAGCAUCGCGCGGCCGACAUCUACAAGCAGGCCGGCACUAUUUGCUACACCCGGGAGCAAUUCCGCGAGAGCGAGCACGGAAAGGCUAAUGCCCACGUGGGCCUCUUCGAAAUCUGCAAGCACCCCAAUCCCCAGCAGAAGCCAUGCUGGUGGCCCGAUGUGCCUCAGACGUCUGCCGAGCGGCCGCUCGCGGGGCUCAAGGUCGUUGACCUCAGCCGAGUCAUCGCCGCGCCGGCCGUCACCCGCGGCCUGGCCGAGCUUGGCGCUAGUGUCAUGCGUAUUAACGCGCUGCUGGACGUGCGCGAGGAAGGAGACCGAGCUACCUUGCGAGAGCUCAUCCUUGAAGCCGAUGUCUUUGUCCAGGGUUACCGGCCCGGUGUGCUUGACAAGUACGGCUUCGGCGAGAAGGACAUCGUGGAGAUGGUUCAAGACCGCGGCCGUGGCAUCAUAUACGUGCGCGAGAACUGCUACGGCUGGAACGAUCCCUGGAAGAACAGGAGUGGCUGGCAACAGAUCAGUGAUGCUAAUUGCGGAGUCUCGUACGAGUUCGGUCGUGCAAUGGGCAAUGACGAGCCAGUCACCCCAGUGUUUCCGAACUCGGACUACUGCACAGGAGGAGUUGGUGUUGCCGGCGUGCUGACAUCUUUGAUACGCCGAGCUGAGAAUGGAGGAUCCUACAGCGUAGAUAUUGCGCUCAACUACUACUCGACAUGGCUCGUCAAUAGCGUCGGCAUGUACCCCGACCCGGUAUGGCAGGACCUGUGGAAGAGCAACGGCUCGCUUGUCUUCCGGCACGACCAACCCAUGCAAACUAUGCUGGCAGCCAUGAUGCAAACCAUCAUGAAGCACAGCGCAAGCAAGCUGUUCAAACCCCAUCACUUCACGACGUAUUACUGCAGGUACCUUCAAAAGGACGUCAAGCUUGUCGCACCAAUCUUGCAGUUCCCGCAAGGUGAGGUCAAUCCCGGCUACAGCGUCGGCACGAGGACGAAUGGUGUCGACAAGCCAAGGUGGCCCGCCGACUUGACUGUUGAGAUGGUAGAAUAA
This is a messenger RNA of Diaporthe citri, 1656 nucleotides long. RefSeq lists its product as uncharacterized. Gene Ontology annotation, molecular function: catalytic activity. The record is from RefSeq and is a predicted model, not a curated record. NCBI's taxonomy places the organism in Eukaryota, Fungi, Ascomycota, Sordariomycetes, Diaporthales, Diaporthaceae. The transcript is spliced from 7 exons. The coding region runs from base 1 to 1656 and encodes 551 amino acids.